ACUGAGCACACUUAUAAGAUAUACACAAUAUCACAUUUAGACUGCAUCGUGUCAGGAUUAACUGGAUUGCUCUGGUCGCACACGUUAGGCUUUAUUUUGAAAUCCCAGAGGGUUUCGCGUCUCUUACACAAUACAUUUGCAUGCUAGCAUCAGCCAGCAACUAGAUAGCGGGCGUCGACAACGCCUUUUGGAAUAUAUACAAUGGACAUGGACGCAGAUUUAGAUGACGAACCCCCAUCGUUGGUACCUACCGACGAGACGACCACUUCAAUCGGAGCACCAGACCAGGAGCGAGAAGAAGUCAGCAGCAUUACGAAAGUGCCUAUAACAAUCGUCACAGGAUAUCUCGGAGCAGGCAAAACCACUCUGCUUAACUAUAUCCUCAAUGAAAAACACGGCAAAAGGGUAGCCGUCAUCCUGAACGAGUUUGGCGAUUCGACGGACAUUGAAAAGUCCCUUACUGUCAACAAAGAUGGCCAGGAAGUCGAGGAAUGGCUCGAACUUGCGAAUGGCUGCAUAUGCUGCUCUGUCAAAGACUCCGGUGUGGCAGCCAUAGAAUCACUCAUGGAACGCCAAGGCGCCUUCGACUACAUCCUCCUCGAAACGACCGGCCUUGCAGACCCAGGCAACAUCGCACCCCUAUUCUGGGUCGACGAAGGUCUAGGCAGCACCAUCUACCUCGACGGCAUUGUCACACUUGUCGACGCCAAGAAUGUACUCAAGUCUCUCGACGAACCAUCACCAGAAACCAGGCCAGAUGCUCAGGACCACGAUCACAAUGGCCCGGAGCUUACAACAGCACAUCUACAGUUGAGCCACGCGGACGUCAUCGUCUUGAAUAAAAGCGAUUUAGUCACAGAUGAGGAACUGGAGAAUGUGCUAGGGCGGAUCAAGGCAGUGAAUGGGCUUGCACGAGUCCACAUCACAAGUCAUUCGAAGGUACCACAGCUAGAAGGAGUGCUAUUAGACUUGCAUGCGUACGACUCGAUAACUACCGCAGAGCUAGACUUUGCAUCAAAGGGCCACUCCCAUCUCGAUCCCGCGAUCUCUACGGUCACGUUGGGUGUGCCUGAGCUUGAUGAGAAUGGGCUGGAAAAGCUGGACGCGUGGCUACGGAGUACACUGUGGGAGAAUAUACUCCCUGGAGAGGGACAGCAGGAGGCUUCCUUCGAAAUCCAUAGGCUGAAGGGAAGGAUAUUGGUCAAAGGCGGCGGAGUGAAGCUGAUACAGGGAGUGCGUGAAGUAUUUGAUAUCCUAGACGAGAAGGAUAGUCCUGGAAACUCGGACCAGACACGCGGCAGUGAAGGCAAGCUCGUUCUGAUAGGAAGGAGAUUACAGAACGGGGUGUUUCGGAGAAGCAUUGACGGCUACUUUGCAUAGUCAUAGUCCUCCAUCCAGCAUGUAGAGGAGAGGAAAGAAUCAUGAGACGUCUGACUGCU
Messenger RNA from Pseudovirgaria hyperparasitica, 1439 nucleotides. Its product is annotated as cobW-domain-containing protein. The record is from RefSeq and is a predicted model, not a curated record. Gene Ontology annotation, cellular component: cytoplasm. The transcript has 5 exons. NCBI's taxonomy places the organism in Eukaryota, Fungi, Ascomycota, Dothideomycetes, Acrospermales, Acrospermaceae. The coding region runs from base 202 to 1380 and encodes 392 amino acids.